Gracilinanus agilis (Agile Gracile Mouse Opossum) is the source of this 1086-nucleotide messenger RNA. Its product is annotated as phospholipid scramblase 2-like. The transcript is spliced from 2 exons. Lineage: Eukaryota; Metazoa; Chordata; Mammalia; Didelphimorphia; Didelphidae. The record is from RefSeq and is a predicted model, not a curated record. Gene Ontology annotation, biological process: plasma membrane phospholipid scrambling. Gene Ontology annotation, molecular function: phospholipid scramblase activity. Gene Ontology annotation, cellular component: plasma membrane.
AUGACUGUUGCUAGGAAGGCAAUGGCAGCUGUUGCAAGUAGAAAUGAGGAGAGGACGAAUACUCAGAAAUCUACAGAACUGAUGUUUGAUCUAAAUCUUGGAGCCAAUGAAGGGUUCCAGGAGGCAGAGAGAACAAGCAGAGUCAUUAGAGACAGGAAGCCCAUGAAAAGGCACAGAGGGGACAGACUUUGGAAGCAGUUAACAGCCAUAUACGAUAAAGAUGGACAAGGAAACUCUCAGGGUCCAAUGAGAACAUUUCAAGACCCUCCAGAACAUACAGGUGCUGGACCUAUCGGAUUUCCUGCCCCAUCAACAUCCUGUACAGCCUUUUCUAAUUAAUUUCAUUCCGGUAUGUUUCCAGCAAAGCAAAGGAGACCAUCACCACCACAUAUGACAAAACCACCACCACUACUAAAUUGUCCACCUGGACUAGAAUACUUAACUGUGUUAGACCACUUAAUGAUCUUUCAGCAAAUUGAAUUACUGGAAGCACUCACAGGUUUUGAAACCAACAACAGAUAUGAAAUUAAGAAUUUCCUUGGGCAGAGAGUUUACUUUGCAGUGGAGGAAAAUGAUUUCUGUACCCGAAACUGCUUUGGAUCCUUAAGACCUUUUGUUAUAAAGAUUCUGGACUAUUCAUCCCAGGAAGUGAUACGCAUUGAGAGACCUUUAAAAUGUGCUUCCUGUUAUUAUCCCUGCUGCCUGCAGAAGUUGGAAAUACAAUGUCCUCCUGGUGUACCAAUAGGUUAUAUUGUCCAAAAAUGGCACCCAUUUCUGCCAAAGUUUGCUGUUCUAAAUGAGCGCUAUGAGGAGGUGUUGGCAAUCGUUGGCCCAUGUAUUGCUUGCAGUUGUUUCUCCAACAUUGACUUUGAUAUAAAAUCUUUUAAUGAAGAGGUUAUAGUUGGGAAAAUUACAAAACGAUGGUCAGGAGUUCUUAAAGAAGCAUUUACAAAUGCUGAUAACUUUUACAUUCAAUUCCCACUAAACCUUGAUGUGAAAAUUAAGGCUGUCAUGCUGGGUGCUUGCUUCCUUAUUGACCUGCUAUUUUUUGAAGCUGGUGGCUCAAGGGUAGGAGUAUGGUAUUAA